Messenger RNA from Ziziphus jujuba (common jujube), 1751 nucleotides. Its product is annotated as UDP-glycosyltransferase 73C3. The coding region runs from base 99 to 1658 and encodes 519 amino acids. The transcript has a single exon. Gene Ontology annotation, molecular function: UDP-glycosyltransferase activity. Lineage: Eukaryota; Viridiplantae; Streptophyta; Magnoliopsida; Rosales; Rhamnaceae. The record is from RefSeq and is a predicted model, not a curated record.
AACACCUUACUGAGUUCAAGCCUCAAACUUCGUGGUAGCCCAGUGCUAGAAAGGUGCACUGGCCAGAAAUCACCCUCACAACAACAACUACUCUCUCCAUGUCUCCAUUAAUGGCUUCCCCAGUUCACCAGCUUCAUUUCCUUCUUGUUCCUCUCAUGUCCCAAAGCCAUCUCAUACCCUUCAUGGACAUGGCCAAACUUCUAGCCAACCGUGGCAUAAUCGUUACGAUUGUCCUCACUCCCCUCAACGCCCUCCGAUUCAACAAAAUUCUCCCUCAUUCCAAAGCCUCAGACCUUCAAAUCCAAUUCCUUUCAAUGCCUUUUCCUUGCCAAGAAUUCGGUCUUCCCGAAGGAUGUGAAAACUUGGACACCCUCCCUUCUCUGGAUUUAUCGGCAAAAUUUUUCGAAGCAACCAGUGCGCUACAAGACCCACUUGAGAAAUGGCUUGAGGAAGAAUCACAACCAAGGCCUAACUGUCUCAUUGCUGAUUAUUGUCUUCCUUGGACAGUAAGUGUUGCCGACAAGUUCAACAUUCCAAGGGUUAUCUUCCAUACCAUCUCUUGCUUCACUCUCGUAUGCUCUGAUAAACUUGCUCAUUCCGAUACCGUUGACAAUGUCAUGUCGGAUACAGAGCCGUUUCUGGUGCCUAACAUCCCACAUAGAAUCGAAUUCACCUUGGCUCAACUACCUGGAGCGCCGAGCAGAAAAAAGAGCAGCAAUCCGUCUUUUAAAGAGGCCGAGAAAACUGCACAGGGCGUUUUGGUGAAUAGCUUCCAAGAGUUAGAGACAGAGUAUGUCAGGGAGUAUCAGAAAAUCGUUAAAAAAGUCUGGUGCAUCGGUCCGGUUUCCUUGUCUAAACAAGGAAUUUUACCAGAUAAUAUAUCUGGUAACGAAAAUACGGAUGAUGGGAAGGAUUACUGCUUGAAGUGGCUGGAUUCGAAGAAACCCAAAUCUGUAAUUUAUGCAUGUUUUGGCAGUCUCUGCAGCAUGUUGGCUUCCCAAUUGAAAGAGCUAGCUUUGGGAUUGGAAUCAUCUAACCGUCCAUUCAUUUGGGUGAUUAGGAAAGGAGAUUACUCGACAGAGCUAAAGGAAUGGCUGGUCGAAGAGAACUUCGAAGAGAGAGUCAGAGGAAGAGGUCUGAUUGUACGAGGUUGGGCACCGCAGGUACCGAUAUUGUCUCAUCCUUCAACCGGUGGAUUCUUAACGCACUGCGGAUGGAAUUCAACGUUGGAAGGAGUAAGUGCUGGUUUGCCCAUGAUAACUUGGCCUAUGUUUGCUGAGCAAUUCGUGAAUGAGAAGCUAAUUGUGGAAAUUUUGAAGACUGGUGUUGGGGUUGGAGUAGAGAAAAUAAGUACGCACCUUCAGAAGGAAGACAAAUUGGUUACAAGGGAGGAUAUAACGAGAGCCAUUGAUAAGCUGAUGGAUGAAGGAGAAGAAGGGGAAGAGAGAAGGAAACGAGCUUGGAAGGUAGGUGAGAUGGCCAAGAGUGCGGUUGAAGAAGGAGGUUCGUCUUACCUGAAUAUGACGUUGUUUAUACAACAUGUAAUUGAGCAAGUGAUGAGUCAGUUGUCAUCAGCUGCUGAUAUAAUUGUUAGCAGAGAAGCCAUGGAUUCCAUGCAUUUCGAUAUCAUGCCUGCUUUGAAUGUAGUUAGUAAUUAGAAAGUAUGUUAGUAUUGUAUUUGUCAUAUUAAUCAAUAAUAAUUAAAUUAAACACUACCUCUGUAACCAGUGAGUAGUGAAUAAUCGCUAUUA